GUGUGGUGGGCAUCCGUGUGUGUGUGUAGGGUGUGUGUGUGCAGUGUGUGCCAUGUGUGUGAUGCUUUUGUGAGAUUACCUCUGUGGCCUACAUUGGGGAUUAGGAGCUUGGCCCCAGGGCCCUGCUGGAGGCCGUCUGGGCUGAUGCAGGCCCCCCCACCCACUGUCAGGUACUUCUGUCUUCUGCUCCUCUGCCCUCCCUCCCCCACCUGCAUAAGAGGCUGUCCCAAGCUCUUGAGUUGCGGGGAGCCCCUCCAGCUCCUCACAAUACCCUCUGGGGACUCCAUCUGCCUAGGCCCCAGCCCUUGGCCUUAUGCACAGGUCAGCUUACGUGGGCUGAGUGGCAGCUGCAGUCUCAAGGGCAGGGCAGGAGUGGCCUUUUCAUUCCAGCACAGCCAGAGGCAGGGCUCGCUUCCCUGUGAGGGCGGAGGGCGGAGGGCGGAGGGCCCCCUGCCCUGGGGAUUUAUAGCUCUAAGGGUGAGGAGCAGGCCUGGCAGGGAUUAGGGAUGCAGCACCUCCAGCCUCAAUCCAGAGCAGCCCAGACUCGCCCCAGGCUGACCACAGACGCCACACCCUAUCAAGCAGUCAUGUCAGGACCCAGGCCCGUGGUGCUGAGCGGGCCCUCGGGGGCUGGGAAGAGCACACUGCUGAAGAAGCUGCUCCAGGAGCACGGCAGCAUCUUUGGCUUCAGUGUGUCCCAUACCACGAGGGACCCACGGCCUGGAGAGGAGAACGGCAAAGAUUACUACUUUGUGACCAGGGAGGUGAUGCAGCGGGAUAUUACAGCUGGUGACUUCAUUGAGUAUGCCGAGUUCUCAGGGAACCUAUACGGAACAAGCAAGGCGGCUGUGCAGGCAGUGCAGGCCAUGAACCGUAUCUGCGUGCUGGAUGUGGACCUGCAGGGCGUGCGCAACAUCAAGAAGACCGACCUGCGGCCCAUCUACAUCUCUGUGCAGCCGCCCUCGCUGGAUGUCCUGGAGCAGCGGCUGCGGCAACGCAACACCGAGACAGAGGAGAGCCUGGUGAAGCGGCUGGCUUCCGCCCAGGCCGACAUGGACAGCAGCAAAGAUCCUGGCCUGUUUGACCUGGUUAUCAUCAAUGACAACCUGGACAAGGCCUACGCAGCGCUGAAGGAGGCGCUCUCUGAGGAAAUCAGGAAAGCUCAAGGGACCAGCCACGCCUGAGGAGUCCUGCUCUCCAUUCCACGGGUGCCUCCCGAUCUCAAAGCAUGGCGGGGCCCAGUCGGGGCCCCCAUGAGUCAUGCAAGACCAGGGGCAGGUGUCCACUGGCUGGGUUUGUGGAGCCUCUCCCUUGCUGGCUGCACAGUGGUUCUGCGUCCUCAACUGACGUCUGGGGCAAGAGGGGUGCUGCCCAUGUCCCAUGUCCCGUGCGGUUGGAGGGCCCUGGGGCACCCCCCCAUCUGCCCUCCCUGGGCUGUCCCCUGUCCCCAUUCCUGUCCCUCCCGCUGGAGCUGGGGCUGACAUAAUAAAGUAACUGUUAGGUUA
Messenger RNA from Cynocephalus volans (Philippine flying lemur), 1505 nucleotides. It is a transcript of the gene GUK1, whose product is annotated as guanylate kinase 1. Gene Ontology annotation, molecular function: GMP kinase activity. The transcript has 8 exons. Gene Ontology annotation, biological process: purine nucleotide metabolic process. NCBI's taxonomy places the organism in Eukaryota, Metazoa, Chordata, Mammalia, Dermoptera, Cynocephalidae. Bases 507 to 1184 code for a protein of 225 amino acids. Gene Ontology annotation, cellular component: cytosol. The record is from RefSeq and is a predicted model, not a curated record.